CCAGAGGCUCACCUUGGCAGUUAGAGGGGAGGUCAUCACCAUGACAGUGUCCUCGCAGGACUCCACCCCCUCGUCUAUGGCCGUCCUCUUCCUGCUUCUCCUCCUCCCUACUGUCUGCACGCAGAGCUCUGUCGUCCCGGCAACCCCAACCCCGUCACUGGUUGACCCACUGACCCAACCAGAGUGCAUGAAAAAAGAACACCCAAAAGUUUCCAUCCAAGCACUCAGUCCGUUGAUUUCCACUUUCUCCCACCCCGGCGUGAGAGACUACUCCCAGCUCACCCUUGACCUGACUAGGAAUGAGCUUAUUGUGGGUGCCAGAAACUACCUGUUCAGACUGGACCUCAGUAAUAUAUCGCUGAUACAGGCGACAGAAUGGGCACCGGACGAGGAGACCCGGAGGUCCUGUCUGAGCACAGGCAAAACAGAGACUGAAUGUCAGAACUACAUCAGAGUCCUGCUAGUGAACAAGACUGAGAUCAUGACCUGCGGGACCAAUGCUUUCCAGCCAUUAUGUAUUAGCAGAGAGGUGGGCAACAUGAGCAAUGUGCUGGAGCGGGUGAAAGGUGUGGCACGCUGCCCAUAUGACCCUCGUCACAACUCCACGGCGGUGGUGACAGAGAGUGGAGAACUUUAUGCGGCCACUGUCAUCGACUUCUUUGGCCGUGACCCCGUUAUAUACCGCAGCCUGGGUGGCAUGCCACGUCUCGCGACUGCACGGCACAACUCCAAAUGGCUCAAUGAGCCCCACUUCAUCUCAGCCUACGACAUCGGCCUCUUCGCCUUCUUCUUCCUGAGGGAGUACGCAGUGGAGCAUGACUGCAGCAAGACAGUUUAUUCCCGUGUGGCGCGAGUCUGCAAGAACGACAUCGGUGGGCGAUUUCUCUUGGAGGAUACCUGGACCACAUUCAUGAAGGCGAGGCUCAACUGCUCCCGCUCUGGGAAUAUCCCCUUCUAUUACAACGAGCUGCAGAGCACCUUCUACCUGCCAGGGCAAGACCUCAUCUACGGCAUCUUCACAACUAAUGUCAACACUAUUGCAGCAUCUGCGGUGUGUGCCUUCAAUCUGAGCGCCAUCACCAAGGCCUUCAACGGGCCCUUCCGCUCCCAAGAGAACCCUCGCUCUACCUGGCUUCCCACGCCCAACCCCAUCCACAACUUCCAGUGUGGUACUAUAGAUGACGGAGGUCCUGACAAGGGUUUGACGGAGCGCAGCCUACAGGAUGCCCAACGGCUUUAUCUAAUGAAUGACGUGGUCCAGCCAGAGUCUGUUGAUCCGGUGCUCGUGCAGGAUGACGUUCGCUUCUCCAACUUGGUUGUGGACAGUGUUCAGGGCAUGGACAGCCUCUACCAUGUUAUGUACAUCAGCACAGAAUAUGGCACCAUCUUAAAGGCACUGGCUACACCUAAUAAGAAUCUACAAGGCUGUUAUUUGGAGGAGAUGGAGCUUCUCCCACCAGGGGUGCGCGAACCAAUCCUAAGCCUGCAAAUCCUGCACAGCGACAGGUCGCUCUUUGUUGGGCUCAACAACCAAGUCCUGAAGAUCCCGCUGGAGAGGUGCUCCACCUACAAAACUGAGACGCUGUGCCUAGAGGCGAGGGACCCCUACUGUGGCUGGGAUUUCAGGCAGCACAGAUGUACCACACUAGAGGACAGCUCUAACAUGAGCCAGUGGAAGCAGAACAUCACUGUUUGUCCGCUGCAGAACCAAACCACCAAUGGUGACUUUGGACCCUGGGCGCCAUGGCAACCCUGCAACAAUGAUGAUGGUGUGGAUGGUGUGAGCACCUGUUUGUGUCGCUCCAGGUCUUGUGAUAGCCCACCCCCUCAAUGUGGAGGCAAAAACUGCGAGGGCCCCACCACUGAAGUCUCCAACUGCUCGAGGUUCUGCAACAAAGGGGUGUCCUGUCCUCAGCCUGUCUUCUGGUCCCCGUGGGGCUCCUGGACCAAGUGCAGUACCGAGUGCGGGGGAGGUAUCCACUCCAGGGUCCGCACCUGUGAGAAUGGCAAUAGCUGCCCAGGAUGUGCACUGGACUACAAGGCCUGUAACCUGGAGGCAUGUCCAGAGGUAAAGAGGAACACACCUUGGACCCCCUGGAUGCCUGUCAAUGUGACUCAGAGCGGAGCUCGUCAGGAGCAGAGGAUGCGCUAUAUGUGCCGGGCCCACCUGUCUGAUCCCCAUGAGCUGCAGAUUGGACACAGGAAGGUGGAGACGCGCUUCUGUCCCAACGAUGGUACAGCAGCCUGCGAGACAGACACCCUUGUCGAGGAGCUUCUGAAAACACUGGUGGUAAGAGUGGCAGGCACCGGCUGGUCUUCAUGGGAGACCUGGUCGAGCUGCUCGCAGAGUUGUGUCAAAGGCUACCGCACCCGUCAGCGAUCCUGCGCUGGACCAGAGGGAAAGAGUGCCCCAGUCGCAUGCCGUGGCUCGCCUGUGGAUUACCAGGACUGUAACAUUCAGGCAUGUCCUGCAUUCACCUCCAUCCACCUAAUUGCUACCGGCGUUUCCUGUUUCUUCGGGGCAGCACUGCUGUCCUUUCUGAUCCACGUCUACUGUCAACAUUUCCAUAAGCCUUUGCAGGAGUCCGCCAUCAUUCACCCCACCACCUUGAACCACCUUAACUACAAGGACAACAUCUCGCCAAACAAUGAGAAGUACACGCCCAUGGAGUUUAAGACAUUUCAGACGUUUUCAUAAACAGAAUGACUGCAGAUAAGACGAAGGAGAAAGAGGGCAUGAGGAGACAACUGAAGCAGCAACAUUGUGGUUGUGAGGUGGAAAAGGAACCGUCAUCCUCCAGCUGUUAAUAUUAGUGAUGGAAAUAUUGUUAGGUUGUUCUAAAAGGAGUCGGCACCUCAAGUUCAUAGCCUGCAAGUUCUGCGGCCAGGCGGUGUCUCAUCCACCUCCUGAUGCUGUGCCUGGUUCUCAACAUUGUGGUUGUGAGGUGGAAAAGGAACCGUCAUCCUCCAGCUGUUAAUAUUAGUGAUGGAAAUAUUGUUAGGUUGUUCUAAAAGGAGUCGGCACCUCAAGUUCAUAGCCUGCAAGUUCUGCGGCCAGGCGGUGUCUCAUCCACCUCCUGAUGCUGUGCCUGGUUCUCAGCAACAUUGUGGUUGUGAGGUGGAAAAGGAACCGUCAUCCUCCAGCUGUUAAUAUUAGUGAUGGAAAUAUUGUUAGGUUGUUCUAAAAGGAGUCGGCACCUCAAGUUCAUAGCCUGCAAGUUCUGCGGCCAGGCGGUGUCUCAUCCACCUCCUGAUGCUGUGCCUGGUUCUCAGCAACAUUGUGGUUGUGAGGUGGAAAAGGAACCGUCAUCAUUAACAUUAACACAGCACCUGCUAAUGAUAAUGCAGAUGCCUUCACACACACACGCGCGCGCACACACACACACACACACACACAC
Micropterus salmoides (largemouth bass) is the source of this 3398-nucleotide messenger RNA. RefSeq names its product semaphorin-5B-like. The record is from RefSeq and is a predicted model, not a curated record. The coding region runs from base 41 to 2698 and encodes 885 amino acids. Gene Ontology annotation, biological process: semaphorin-plexin signaling pathway; axon extension; axon guidance. The transcript is spliced from 21 exons. NCBI's taxonomy places the organism in Eukaryota, Metazoa, Chordata, Actinopteri, Centrarchiformes, Centrarchidae. Gene Ontology annotation, molecular function: semaphorin receptor binding; chemorepellent activity.